Messenger RNA from Toxorhynchites rutilus septentrionalis, 2349 nucleotides. RefSeq names its product leucine-rich repeat-containing G-protein coupled receptor 4-like. The transcript is spliced from 2 exons. Bases 108 to 2231 code for a protein of 707 amino acids. The record is from RefSeq and is a predicted model, not a curated record. Lineage: Eukaryota; Metazoa; Arthropoda; Insecta; Diptera; Culicidae. Gene Ontology annotation, molecular function: protein binding.
UGUGAUUUGAUUUGUUGCGGAAGCAUAAUCUUAAACCACAGUUAGUAUUCAUUCGACCGUCGAUAAGAAAACAUAACUGCGAAUAGUUCUCGGUAUAAUCGGUUGAGAUGGGGAAAGUUUUGCCGAGGUUAAUUGUGAUACUAGUUGCUGGAACCAGUUUCGCUCUCGGAGUCACGCUGAGAUGCGCAAAAGACCGCGACUACUAUUAUAACAGCGCUAACUGCACAUUCCGAGGCGUGAUCGUGGAAGAUCCAUCAAACGAUAUAUCGUUCGAUACCCAAAGUUACCGUUACAGUGACAGCUAUUACGUUGACUUCAUUGAUUCCGACCUUGUUGAAAUUCCAAGAAAGCUGUUCAGUGUAUUUACUUAUUUGCAACAAUUAAAUAUGAAAGAGUGCGGAAUUGGGAGCAUCAGUCGCUAUACGUUUGAAUCUGCCCAUCAGCUGAUCCUGCUGAACAUCUCGUAUAACAAUAUACAGGAAUUGAAAAACUAUGUCUUCACUGGUGCAUCUGCAUUGGUGCUAUUGGACUUAUCCAAUAACAAUAUAUCUGAGAUCGAAGAAAAGGCAUUUUCUGGUUUGGAUUCGUUGAAGACGCUACUCCUCACGGGUAAUACGCUGAAAACACUACCAGACAACGUGUUUGCUCCACUGAAUAAUAUGCAAAAACUGAGUUUAACUCGGAAUAAUUUGGAGAAUCUCCCGAAUCAAUUGUUUGAAUCAAACCAUCAGUUGUCUAUGAUAUUUUUGCAACACAAUCAGCUCACCAAGUUGGACAAAGAAGUGUUCAACGAUGUAUCGGAAUUGGAAUAUUUGUGGUUAAAAAACAACAGUUUAACAAACUUCGAGUUCCCCGACUUGAAUGUGAAAAGAGUGAACCUGAACGACAAUCGUUUGGAGAAGAUUUCAUUGAGUCCUUACGUUGUACAUCUGUUUGCAUCGAACAACACCAUAUCUGAAAUUGAAGUGAGCGACAAGUUUCAACCUAGGUUGCAAAAACUGGAUCUGUCAUGGAACAAAAUGUCUUCGAUGGCUGCCAUCGAUCAGCUUUCCUCUUUGGAAGUACUUGAUCUAUCUCACAACACAAUUGGGCCAUUGAAAUUGACAAGUUUUGCCAGCUUACGCAGCCUCGUUGAUCUAAACUUGGAAGAUACAAAAAUAUCCAACUUACAACAUGGAACCUUUUCGCAACUUUCUCUGCUCAAACGGUUGGAUAUUUCGUACAAUAAUUUAAACCGGAUCGAUGUUGACAUCUUCACGUCAUCACAUCUGAUGGAAGAGAUCUUCAUCGAGGGAAAUCGUCUGAAGGAGGUGAAUUACGAGGAACUGAAAAGUAUACUACCGUCGUUGACGAGAAUAAGUAUUGCCGACAACAACUGGAACUGCACCUUUUUAACCAAAAUGAUCCGAAAGUUGAACACUCUGUCCAUUGAGGUAGGUGGCUUCAAAUCCGAGAAAUUGAUUGCCGAUAAAACAAACGUGAAGGGAAUCUAUUGUGCCGAUGACAAAAAUACGGUUGCCGGGUGGAACGAGACAGCGAAACAUCUGGACAAGUAUCUGAACGACUCGGUUCCCAUAGUGGACACAAGCGAAAUCAAACAGAUUAUGCAGACCGCUAUCGAGGAUAUUGCGAAGUUUAAUGAGCUGAAGAACGCCCUGCAGAAUAAAUCAGAAAACCUCGAAGGAGACAUAUUUGAUCUAACAAAGAAACUGAUAGCGCUGGAGAAUGAACUCUACGAAGUGAAGCAAUCUAUUCUGGACAUCAAACUGGCCCAACUUGCAAAUGCAACCAAUGAAACGUACGUUUCUUCUGACUUGAAGCGAAUGAUGCAAGAGAUGAACGAUUUGACCCUUGCGAAGAUAAAACAGUCUGGCGAGAGUCUAGAGUUCAAAAUCUAUCAACAAUCGUUCAAAAUUGAUAAGUUUAUUGAGAAAAUAAACGAAAACUCGGGGAAGUUGCAAGUUUUGAGUAAACAGAUGAGCCAAAAUGAAGGUACCUCUUUGAAGGGGCUCAACCCGAUGUAUGAGGGAUUAAGGGCUGCUCCAACGAACUCCUCCGAAUCAAAUACCAGCCAGAUCAUGAUGAUUCUCAUUUUUGUGGUUUUGGUUGGGUUACUUACGAUUGUCCUGAUUGUGGUUUAUCGAGCCAAACUUUUUGGCUUUGGCGCUCGAAGGGGGACACACUUCGGUACCUCCAACACACUCUCCACUAUGAUGGAUAAUGAUAUCUGAAUGUUAAACGACACAAUGCAUACUUCCAACAAUUAACAAGUUUGUACACAAAACUUGAUAAUAUUGGUAUGAAAUAAAUAUAACACCAGAAAGCAUUAGUCAACAUUUAUUUCUCGUU